GGGUUUAGGGAUUUUGUUCCAUAUUUAUAGCAAGUUAGAUUAUUUGGUGAAGUGAAGCUUUCUCAGAUCUGAGAUCUAAGAUACAUGUUACUUUGAUUAGUUUAGACUGCACAACACACAGCUUGUGUUAAAGGUCUGGAUAAUAUAGUCUAUACAGUUGCCAGUAGUUGUAUGGGCAACAUACAUGGCUGUUAAAUCAUUUUUUAAGGGCCAUGGGAGCCUGCAUUUCAUCUAUGGUGCGGCGAAUAAAACAGGCCAUGGAAGCCUGCGUUUCAUCUAUGGUGCCGCAAAUAAAAAAAAAACAGGCCAUGGAAGCCUGCGUUUCAUCUAUGGUGCCGCAAAUAAAUAAAAAACAGGCCAUGGAAGCCUGCGUUUCAUCUAUGGUGCCGCAAAUAAAAAAAAAACAGGCCAUGGAAGCCUGCAUUUCAUCUAUGGUGCCGCAAAUUAAAAAAAAACAGGCCAUGGAAACCCGCUGCGUUUCGUCUGAGGUGUGGCAAAGAAAACAAAGAGAACAGGCCAUGGAAACCCGCUGCGUUUCGUCUGAGGUGUGGCAAAAAAAACAAAGAGAACAGGCCAUGGAAAUCCGCUGCGUUUCGUCUGAGGUGUGGCAAAAACAACAAAGAGAACAGGCCAUGGAAACCCGCUGCGUUUCGUCUGAGGUGUGGCAAAAAAAACAAAGAGAACAGGGGUUGUAUAUGAUGCCCGGGGCUAGUUCGGGGCACGAUUAUAUUGAUCGUAAGGUUAAAAUUCAAAUUACGAGUGCAUUAGGAGUGAGAGACAAUGGAGAAAAUAUAAUCGGAUUAUGCGGGCCAAAAAAAAGAGUCGAGCGUUCUGCAUUAACAGCUAUAAGAACAGCUGAGAAAGAUCAAUUGUUCCAAAAGAUUGUCACAACAACUGUAACAAAGAAGCCAGACAUUACAAAGAUUCAAACAGAAAUUGGCUAUGCAAUAGGUCUCAAUUUUAAUAGUAAAAGAAUGAUAACUGCAGAAAGAGCUGAUCUUCUUUGUGCUAAGAUGAAAGAGCUGCAAACAGUCCUGAUUGUAAUGUAUGAUCUUCAUGGUCGACUCAAUUUAGGAGAGAUUGGUAUCCCCUUUGGUGAAGAUCAUAAUGGUUGCAAGAUAUUGCUCACAUCUACAAGUUUGGAGGUUUUAUCUGAGCAAAUGAAGGUUCAUAAAUUGAUACAAUUGUGAGAGACAUGACAUGAUUCUCUUCCAACAAGAGCGUUUGUAGCAGAGAUGAUGAAAAUCAUAAGUCCAAACAUGCACAUCGUUUGGAAAACACCAUGUUGGAGAGAUUAGAGGUUGAGAAGUGCUUUUGUAGGUAUAGAUGAACUAAGAUUUUGUAUUCUGUCAAAUGCUUGUGUUUGUAUUAUAUCCGAGACAUGUAUCCAUUAUGGUAAGAUUUCCCUUUUUCUUGCAGUAAUUUCCUCUGUGGCUCUUUAAAGGGAGGGGGGAAUUCACCUUCCUCUCUAAUAAAAUGGUUUGAACUAGGUUUGGUAUGGUUUGUUCUGUUGUUAACAAGUCAUGGUUUGCUAAAUAGUAUAACAUAUUGUAACUGUUUAAUUUUCAAAGUUUAAUUUAGAAUUUUGAAUAUUAA
Molecule: messenger RNA, 1596 nt
Organism: Medicago truncatula (barrel medic)
Lineage: Eukaryota; Viridiplantae; Streptophyta; Magnoliopsida; Fabales; Fabaceae
Product: probable disease resistance protein At5g47260
Exons: 12
Coding region: 213-1190 (325 amino acids)
Molecular function (GO): ADP binding
Source: RefSeq, a predicted model, not a curated record